Paracoccidioides lutzii Pb01 is the source of this 1248-nucleotide messenger RNA. Its product is annotated as translation factor pelota. The transcript has 3 exons. The record is from RefSeq and is a predicted model, not a curated record. Gene Ontology annotation, cellular component: cytoplasm. Bases 1 to 1248 code for a protein of 415 amino acids. Gene Ontology annotation, biological process: RNA surveillance; nuclear-transcribed mRNA catabolic process, no-go decay; ribosome disassembly.
AUGCGGUUAAUCAAACAGAACAUCGAGAGAGAUGGCUCUGGCUCAGUUACGCUCUACCCCGAGGAACCGGAGGACAUGUGGCAUUGUUACAACCUCAUCCGACCGCAUGACCUCCUCAAGGCGAGCGCGAUACGUCGCGUUACCACCACUGCUACAACGGGGACGACAAGUUCCUCCCGCGUCCCUAUGACGCUACAAAUCCGUGUCAAGAGCUUGGAUUUUGACCCUCAGAGUUCCCAGCUCCAUGUCUCCGGCCAGAUCGUCGCGGAGACCCCGUACACCAAGAUUGGUCAGCAUCAUACACUCGACCUAGAACUACAGCGGAACUUUACGCUUGUGAAGGAGGUUGAACCCUCAGGAGAAGCGGGAGGUUGGGAUAGUGUAGCGAUUGAAAUGUUGAAGGAUGCAGUGGAUGAGGGAGGAGAUAGAAGGGCAGAAGCCGUGGCGGUGGUGAUGCAGGAAGGCCUUGCGCAUAUAUGUUUUAUAGGUCAAUUCCAAACGGUUCUGAAGCAGAAAAUCGAAUUAUCCAUUCCGCGGAAGAGGCAAGGUGGAAGCGAUCAUGACAAGGCGAUGACAAAAUUUUUUCAAACGACGCUUGAGACACUCAUGCGUCUGCUCGACAUCAAUACGACAUCCAGUCAACCUUCAUCUACAAGCUCUGCCAAUGGUACACCUACGAAGCCUAUUCUCCUCGCAUCCCCCGGCUUCACAGCAGCUGGGUUCCAAAAGUACAUCCAGUCUGCAGCGAAUACAUCCAUACCCGCCUUGAAACCACUACUACAAAGCAUUGUCAUCGUCCACUCCUCUUCUGGCCACAUGCACUCCCUUGCUGAAGUCCUUCAAUCCCCAUCCGUCCAAAGCCUCCUCUCAAACACCAAAUACGCUAAAGAAACCACUCUCAUGGACAAAUUCUUCGCCGAACUUCGCAGGGAGACCAACAAGGCUACCUACGGUCCGCGAGAGGUUGAAUCCGCAGUGGAACAGGGCGCAGUGGGCCGUGGAGGUGGAGUCCUAAUAAUAUCAAACCAGCUGUUUCGCGCCCAAGAUGUAGCUGAAAGGCAUAGAUGGGUGGCGCUGGUGGAUCGAGUGAGGGACGUGGAUGGCGGGGAAGUCCGAGUCCUUAGUUCCGAUCAUGAGAGCGGGCGAAGACUAGAUGGUUUAGGUGGCGUAGCGGCCCUAUUGACAUUUCCGAUUCAUGAAGAUGAUCAAGAUGAUGAGGGUGAGGAUGAGGGUGAGAAUGAGGGAUGA